Molecule: messenger RNA, 2645 nt
Organism: Paramecium sonneborni
Lineage: Eukaryota; Ciliophora; Oligohymenophorea; Peniculida; Parameciidae
Source: the annotation of a GenBank genome assembly
AUGAUUAGUGUUAAUUUAAGAGUGGUAAUUCAACUAACCUAUUUUAUAAUGGUGCUAACAAUAAAAUUAAUUAAUCAUAAUACAGAAUACUUUUAAGUUAUUUUUAGUAUAGUAUUAACAUUAAUGCUUAUACCAUUUAAUAGAUAUAUAAAUAAAUGCGUUGAAUAACAAUAAUUAGUAUGUAAAUCAUUAUGGUAAGUUUUAAAUCUCUUUUGUUUAGGGAGUGUUGAUUUUGGAUUGAAAAAUGAUGGAUUAUUAAGCAGAUUUUAAUAUUUUUGGUUAGGAUUAACAAUAUAAUAAGAGAUAGAUACAACAAUAUCAAAUUAAGUAAAAAGAGUUGGAUCUUUAUUAGUUGUAAUAGCAUCAGCAAAUUUAACUACAAUUUAUUUAUUGAUAGAUUCAUCUUAACUAGGAAUAAUAUUUGGUGAAGCUCUUUAUGGUUUAUUAUUGUUAUAUUAAUUUAUUGAAGUGACAAAUACAUCUAGAUAAAAAUCACCUUAAAAGUAAUCAAGUCGACGUAGUUUAACUGAGAAAAUAGAAAGUCCUUAGUAAUAAAUAUUAGAUGAAGAUUCAAAUUAAAUUAAAUUUAUGUCAUUAAAUUAAGGAGUAAUAAAGAAUCCAUCAAUUUAUUCAAGAGAUCCAUCAGUUUUGGAAUAAAUAGAAUAAUAAAAAACAUUUUAUGAAAUUUUAUUCAAUUAAUUUCCUGAAGGAAUAAUAAUAAUUAAUGAUUAAAAUAAGAUUGAUUAUCAUAAUAAUUAAGUAUAUACAUUAUUAGGAAGAAAACAUAAUUAAAAUAAAUAAGAUUAAAUAUUAUCUAGGUUGUAUGAAUUAAAGAAUUAUAGUUCUAAAUUUUAAUUUGAAGAAUAAACAUAAUUUGAUUAAUUUUUUUCAAUGUUAGAUAAAAAGUAAAAGUAAAGUUAACAUGAAUAUUACUAACCUUUUUAUUAAUAAUUUGAUUAAUAAAUAAAUGAUGAUAAUUCUAAAGAUAGUAUAUUUAAUAAUAAUUUUGAUGAUAAUUAGACUGAUUAUUAUUAUUAAGCUGAACUUAGCAAAGCUGAAACUCUAAAAUAAGAAUUAGAAAAGGCUUUACAAGAAAAAGUUUAAGAUAAAAAUGGAUUACCUUCUCCAUAUUAAAGAUAAUUAUCUUGUCAUUCAUAAAGAACAUAUAAAGGAUAAGAUAAAAUAAGAUUUUUUCCUGAAGUCAAAAAAAUGUUAUGUAUGAUAGAAGAAUCUACAGAAGAAUAAAAUAAUGAAUUAUAAGAAGAUAAAUCAUAAGAUGAUUGUAAUCCUGGCUUAUUAAUUUAGAUAACAAUUAAACCUUAUAUAUAUGAAAAUAAGAGAAGUGUUUUAUUAAUGAUAAGAGAUGUUUCUUUAUUUAAUUAAUUUAAAGUUUUAUAAUAACAAAAUAAAAAUAAAUCAAGAAUGUUAUCUUAUGUUUCUCAUGAAUUACGUAAUCCAUUAGGAGCAAUAAUUGAAAUAAAUUAAUAAAUGAAAAUUUAUUUUUAAAAAGAUAAGAAUUUGAUAGAAAAGUAAUAAAUUUUAAUUAUUUUAGAUAUUUAUAACCAUUAUAGAGUUCUGCAGUAUCAAUAUAAGGAUUGGCAAAUGAUUUAUUAGAUUUAGCAUAAUUAAAAGCUGGAAAGUUUAAGUUAACUUAUUAAGAAUUUUCAAUAAAUAAAUUAUUGAAUGAUGUUAUAUCAAUAAUGUAAUAUCCUGUAAGUUUAAGGAAUUUAAAAUUAGAUUUAUAAGUUGAUAAUAAGAUUCCUCAAAUGAUUAAAUCUGAUUCAUAAAGAAUAUAACAGAUAAUAUUUAAUCUUAUUAGUAAUGCUACAAAAUUUACUAAGAUAGGUGGAAUAACAGUUACAGCUAAAUUAUUAUAACCUAAAUUAAUAGAAAUUGCAGUUGAAGAUACUGGAGUUGGAUUAAAACCAGAAGAUAAAAAUAAAUUAUUUUAACCAUUUGGAAAAUUAGAAGAUACUAAAAAUAUGAAUACUUCAGGAGUAGGAUUAGGAUUAAUGAUAAGUAAUGUUCUAGCUUAAAAAUUAAGUGGAAAUGAUGAAGGAUUAUAAGUUGAUUCUAAAGGAUUAGAUAAAGGAACUAGAUUUUUAUUUAAAAUAUAAGAUGUUAAUGAAACUUAAGUUUCUACUUUAUAAGAAUCUAAAGGUUUAAGUAAAAAAGAUAUUAAUUCUAAUAAUUAAAUAAAUUAAAAAAGAUUUGAAGAUUAAUUAAUUUAACAAUCAAAAAAUUGUAAAUGUCCUGAUAUUAUUAUUACUGAUGAUGAACCAUUCAAUUUAUAAACUUUAGGAUGGAAAUUAGAUAGAAUGAAAUAUACUUAUUUAAAAGCUAACAAUGGUUAAGAAUGCAUUGAAAUUCUAUAAAAUUGGUAAAAUAAUAAAGAUUAUUGUUGCAAUUGGAUUAAUGUUAUCAUUAUUGAUAUUAAUAUGCCUUAUUUAAAUGGCUAUCAGACUUCUAAAUUAGUUAGAUAAAUGGAAAUUGAAAAAUAAGUGAAAAGAUCUAAAAUUAUAGGAUGUAGUGGAUUUACAGAUAAUGAAAGUAAAAAAAUAGGAUUAGAAAGUGGAAUGGAUUUAUUUAUUUCAAAGCCAAUUGAUGAUAAGGAAUUAUUAACUGCCCUAUCAUAAACUUAAUGA